AAAAAAAAAAAAAAAAAAAGGCGGAAGAGGGAAGCAGAAGAGCGUGAGAGGAGAUACGCGGAGGGAGAAUGGUCCCGGAGACGCACUGUUGCUGGCUUUGAAGCCAAGAGAAGGGGCCACAAGGCAAGGAGCACAGGUGGCUUUUAGAAGCCGGUUUCCAGGCCAGGAACGGACUCUGCCCUGGAGUCCCCAGAAAGGGAUACAGCCUGGCUUUAGCGAACACAGGUUAGUCUUCUGACCUCCAGAUCUGUGGGAUAAACAGCCGUGUCGCUUUAAGCCACCUGGUUUGGGUUCAUGUGUUUCAGCCGCCCUAGAAACCGAGCCUAGAGCCUCAGCUUCCCCGCAGGGAGGCCGCCCUGACCUCCUGGUGGAGAAGGUUCUCCUGUCACUCUCACGGCCUCCACAGCAGCGGUCCCCAACCUCUUUGGCACCAGAAACCAGUUUCAUGGAAGACAGUUUUCCCACAGGCGGGCCGGGGGCCCAGUCCCCAACAGGAACCCAGGGACGGGGCCACGGCUCUCCAGAAGUUACCGAUUUUAAAUCGUUUGCUGGUAAAAUCGUUCGGGAGACAAUGCCCCAAAAUAUGCCGCUUCGGACUUUGCACUGAGGCCGGUCGGGGCACAGCAGACGCAGGGAGAGGCGUUCUGAGCCCUCUUAUCUGGAAUCUUACCAGCCGGGCAGUUGGCUGGCAUGCAGGGGGCUGGAGGGCCACCUGGACAGCCCGUCUCCUCGAGGGCCCUCUCGUCUUUCCCGGAAAUCCUUUUGUCCCCUAAGUUGCCUGCAUCCCUCCUCCUCUCCCCUGUCAAGAAGGCAUAGAAGCUUCUAGAUCUCGCUGGGUUUGCUUUCCUGUGAUGCCCGGAUGCACACAGUACACGUGCACCUUUUCUCCUCUUCCUCUGCCUGCCAUCACUUUAAUUCCUGGCUCAGCCAAGGAGCACAGAAGGGUGCAGGGAAACCACGUCACCUCGCCCUUGUUUGCUUGUCUGCACUGGGCAGCAGGGGCUCUGGGGCCCUGAGGAGGUGACCUCGGAGGUCAGUUCUGAAACGAGGACGGGCUCGUCCGGGCAGAGGAGGGCAGGGCGAGAGGCCAGGGGCAGAGGACAGGGCCCGUCCGGGCAGAGGAGGGCAGGGUGCGAGGCGAGGGGCAAGGGCCCAUCCGGGCAGAGGAGGGCAGGGCACGAGGCCAGGGGCAGAGGACAAGGCCCGUCCGGAAACCAGUCAGGACCCAGGAAACUGCUGUCUGCCCCAGUCACACCUGCAGGGGUCCCCAUGCCUGCCUGGGGACAGGCAGCCGGAACGGCAGGACUGGGGCCACCCCAGGCACCUCUCCUGCGGGGACCGCUCCCUGCUCUUCAUUUCCGGACCAGCUAUUGGACCCAUGUCCCUGGAGAUUCACUCCUAGGGGCCACAUGUCUUUCUGGAAGCAGUCAGGGUCAGCAAAUGAGGGCGGAGCCCCCAGGAGCCUGUGCUGAGGACCAAGAAUCUGUGACAAAGCCGGGGGCACUGGAUGGGGGACAGGGCACAGAGCCCCUCCCAGUGCACCUGUGUCCUGGGGAGAGAGAGGGGCGACAAACACUGAAAGUCUGCCUCCACCGGUCUCCUCCCUUCCUCCCUCCGCCCUCCCUCCAGCUUUAGCCUCUGAUCCAGUGUGCCCCAACCCAAAUCCAGAAUCUUCCCCCAAACCAUUUCCUCUCCUUAUUCCUCGCUGCUGAUCAAGGGGUCCCCUUUACUGUCAUCCAGGCUCAACCUCUAACAGUCGCCUUUGCCGGCAAAGUCUGCCUUUGGUUCUUGCCCGGGCCCCACCCCCACCCCGCAAGCUCCAGGCCCCCACCCCAGUCUGGAGUCCUAGGGCAGGUGACCUGCACCUCACCAAGGCCUCUACCGGCCCCACCCUGUCCCCAGCGUCUGGGGGGGUUGUCAGUGUGGGGUCACAUUUCUUUUUCAGGGAGUUUUGGGGUUGAUUUUUAAGGCAGACUGUGGUGUCUCAUUCCUGAUGAAGUUGCCUAGACUCCUGCCCAAAGCCCCCCACUGCAGAGGCCAGGAAUGCUCUGGGGCAAAGAGAACAGGCACAGCCCACCUCCCUGUGCGCCAGCCUGGCUCUAAGCCACUCCUCAGCCAGGCAAGACUUGAGACCAACUUCCUCCUUCCCGGAGAGACUGUUUAACAGGACAGGGAGCGUCCACGAUACUCCGUAUCUGCCUGGGAGCCCCCUCCCUCCAAGAACCAGAAGGCGGGACUUUCCGCAGCAGCCGGGGCAGGGACCGAGACACCUGCUGGGCCAUCUCACCUUCUCCACUGAAGCAGGAAGUGGGAGCCUGGAACCCUCAGGUUAACGCUGACCUCAAGCCACUCAUCACCCGGACAGGAUGAGACUGUCAGCGUCUCCCCGCCCCGCAGGUGUGCUUCGCCUCCUGGCCCUCACCCUCGCCCUGGUCGCCACGUGGAUCUUCGCUCGAAACUACGUGAGCGGCGGCAUGAAAACCAUCCGUCUGCCGCGCUGGCUGGCUGGCUCUGCCCCCAAGGAGACCGAAGCCGUAAAGACCAAGUGCGACCUCAGCAAGCCCUGCCCAGCCAACUUCUUUGCAUUUAAAAUCUGCAGCGGGGCCGCCAACGUCGUGGGCCCCUCUUUGUGCUUUGAAAACCACAUGAUCAUGAGUCCCGUGAAAAACAAUGUGGGCAGAGGCCUGAACAUCGCCCUGGUGAAUGGAACCACGGGGACCGUGAUGCGGCAGAAAACCUUUGACAUGUACUCUGGAGAUGUUCAGUUCCUGGUGAAAUUCCUUAAAGAAAUUCCAGAGGGCACACUGGUGCUGGUGGCCUCCUACGAUGACCCAGGGACCAAAAUGAACAGCGAAGUCAGGCAGCUCUUCUCCAGUUUGGGGAGUUCCUACGCAGAUCAGCUGGGCUUCCGUGACAGCUGGGUCUUCUUGGGAGCCAAAGACCUCAGGAGCAAAAGCCCCUUUGAGCAGAUGAGAAACCGAGACUUGGAGAGUUCUCACCAGCCUGCCCAGGGCCCAGAACCACUCAGGGAUGCGCCGGCUUUCCCACGCCAGCUUUCCCACACUGGCGGCCUGCCUCCAGCAGCUCUGCCGUCCUCAUCCCCCGAGGAGCCGCCCAGCCAGGCGAGCGGACUCUGGAAGGGAGGCGCGGCGGCCGGGGCAGGGCUGGGAGAGGCAGACGGGCACACUCGGGACUCGGGCUGGGCAGGGAGGAGGGUUUGUCGUUGUGUGGAAAACCUUGGUUUGGUUUGUGUGUAUGAGUUUCUGAGAGAAUGUGUUCGCUUUUCUAGAAUAAGGGAGGUUGGUGUAGCCUGCGGAAGAGAAGGAGGAGCCUGUUCUUGCCCUCCAGGUGCAGCAGGCAGGAGGCCGGGGCUCCGCCAGCGCUCCGGGGGCUGGGGGGCUUUGGGGGAGCAUUGGGUGCCGAGCUGCACGGGCAGGCGGUGCUGGGCUGCCCUGAAGCACAGGCACCAGACCCAGCAACCCGCCAGGCAGCUGCAGGAAGUCCGCAAGCACAGGAGACUCAGCCCGACUUUCCCCUGUUUGUGCCCAGCUCACCAGGACCCAACUCCCAGAACAGUGACUAAACCAACGUGCCCUUUGUCCCCACACUCGGGAAGCUGGGUUUUAGAGAAGCAGUAUCUAGAUGAAGUGCUACUUUCCUUCCUAAGCGUCAGCUGUAAUUAUCCCAACACUAGAUUUUGCCAUAUACGUUUUUUCCUUUCGUAAACUAAACCUGAGUAUUUUAGACACGACCUCAACUGAUUUUGUUCUCUUCAUAUAUUUAUUACUGGUAUUAAUUAAUAUUACACAGUGGUUCCACCACUUACCACCUGGUGACCACAGGCAGUGACCUUGGCCCUCUGUGGCUUGGUCUCCCUAUCUGUAGAAUGGGGUGGUAACAGUGCUCGCUCCAUAAGACCACUGUGGGGAUUAAAUACAUAUGGCAUCUCAGCAGCACCUGGCAUAGAGCAAGCGCUCAAGAAUUGCUAGGAGUCUUCUUUUUAUUGUUGCUAUUAUUAUUGUUAUUUGGGGUAUCCUGGGGGGGCUGAUGGAGAAUUCGGGGACGGGGCUAAAGCUCUCUAGGCCCCCUCUCCCAACACUUAGUGACCUCACAGGGCAUGACAGCAGUAACUGGGCUCGAUCCCAUCUCUGAGAACUUAGAUAAGUUGCACCCCCUCUCUGGGCCUCAGUUUCCCCGUCUGUGAAAUGAGUCAGUACUACCCAACACCCUCCCCCCAUGGGGCUAUGGUGAGGAUGGAGUGAUGAGGCAUUUAGGGUUUAAAGCACGACGCACAGGCAGGUGUGAGUCCUAAAAGCCUCCC
Microcebus murinus (gray mouse lemur) is the source of this 4321-nucleotide messenger RNA. NCBI's taxonomy places the organism in Eukaryota, Metazoa, Chordata, Mammalia, Primates, Cheirogaleidae. The record is from RefSeq and is a predicted model, not a curated record.